AUAUUUUUGGGGGUGGGGGGACUGAAAAUAGUUUAAAAUCAAAUACAGUGAUUAAAUAUGACUGUUCUUCAUCAAAAAAUAGACAGUCAGAUCCACGGAUAAAAUUCAGUGGAAAAAAAGCGGGCAAGUGACGCAAGUAAGGCCUGAGAUGAGAGACAGAGACGACCGCAAAGACACAAGGACCUUCUGUCUUACUCCAGAUUUAUCUUUCAACAGACAUUUGUCCUUGUCUUUACUCUGCUCACAGCCCGAAAAAAAAACCCUGGUCCGAAACUUUGGUUAGAUUCCAAGAAAAUGUAACUUUCCAGUUAUGUUCUUUUGUUAGUAAAAAGUACAGAUGCUUUUAUUUGAUUAAACCCCCCAAAAAUAGGUCCAAAUGUAAUAACAUGUAAAAUCAAGCGUCAGUGUCAUAUGUUAAAUUUUUUCAGUUUAAUCUCAGAAAAUGUUCAUUAUCAAGCAGCAGGCUGAAUGGUGUGAAAGGAUUGAAUGUAAUUAGCCCGAAAGUCUGGCAGGAGCCGUGGACUCCAGGCAUCUGCGAUGUAGCUGAGCAUUGAAUAGUGAUGAGAGAUGGAGCUUCAGCAUCUCCAACCUUUUAUUACAUCGAAAAAGACAGAGUGAGAGGGAGAAAAGGGAAGACAACGUAUAACGUACACAUCUAGGCCUACAUUUAGCCGACGCUCACAAACAGGGCCUGCAUCGACACACACACACACACACACACACACACGCUACUCCUCUUUUAUCUUUAUGACAUUUUAUUAAAGCAGAAAGGUCAGAUACAAACAGGUUUCUGAUGAGUUCUUCACUUUCUGUGCUCCUCCCACAAUUCAUCCAGUACCACACACACACACACACACACACACACACACACACACACUCUUUUCGUGUCACCCUAAAAGACACCAAGCAAGUGAACAUUCUAUUCAUAGCAUUAAAUACUCAGAUGUUUUAGGGAUUUUCCUGUUCUACUCCACAGCCCCAGUUUCCUCUAGAUAACAUGGAUUUAAGCAUUUUGUUGUACUGUUUACUAAAGGAGGAUUCUCAUGCUUGUUCCUCCACUGAGUCACAUUACACAGUCUGAAUAGGUGCUAAAGUGGUCUAGACUUGCUCAGCAAAGGACAGAGAAGGCCUGGAUUAUUUACCCACCCAUGUAAGGAUUACAAACCAUCUUAACCUGUCCAUUAGCGCUGGGACCGUCUCAGACAGUCAGGCUACCGGACAGACCCUCUUUCACCUGAGCUCUAAUCCACUGCACCAGAAGCCUGAUCUGAUAGAACCAGAGAGGCUGAACUGGACUGAAAAGCCCUGCUCAUGCCCAUGCUCUCUUUCUUGAUUUCUUAAGCUAGAUUUAGAAAAAAAAAGAUAGGGGUGUGUAUCACAAUCAUCCAUGUGCCAUAUGCAGAUGAAUUUCACAUAAACAUUUUUUUUCUGCAUUAGAACCAAAAAAAUCCAAAAAAAAACUUCUACCAGCUCCGUUAUUACAAGAUCCGAGCAGGUGCCCAAAUUGACGAGCAUGAUUCAGAAGCGAUGUCUCCCCCUUCUGGACAUUUUGUUAAAUGUAGAAAGCGUUGGAGAGAUGCUGACAGAAAGCACAAGUAGACGCAGGAUAAAGUUCUAAAGCUUUUUAAAACGUUUUUGCAUUGUGGCAGUUUUUCUGCGUGCUACCUAGUGUUACGAAGGACCUCAAACCAGACCGCGUGACUCAUGAGUCAUACUACGCAUGACACGUAUUCACAUUCAAGUCACAGAAAAUGAGUAGAGGUCGACAUCUAAAAGUUUUUUUUUAAUCUCUCUACCUCACUUCGUCCAGCUGUUCGUGUCUCUUUGUGGCAGACACCGGCUCCCUGCGCAUUAAUUCGGCUUUAGAAGAACGAGCUGGGAGCGCAGACAUUCAUUAACAUUCAUCCGUUAAGCUGACGCUUUUAUGUAAAGCUAAAAAACGAGGGAUUUAUUCUAAGCAGGCAGCCGAUUGUCAUUCCCUGAUGUCACUCUCACCUGUCCACGUUUAUUCUGUCAAGUCUGUAAUUUACUGAGGGGUGAAUUCAGACUCACUAACCACCGUCAUCUUCUUCUUCUGACCUCAAACUAACUUAAGACACCAGCCAAUUGUCGCAGUGAUGUUUCCCUGACGGAUAAAUUUGACACGAGAUCGGCCUUAGUGACGACAGUCCAUCUAUGCAGGUUGUCAUGGUUACACGGAAAACCGUCAAUUAAGAAGCGGAACAUGUCUCUCGCGCUGUAUAAUCUCCCCUGUGGCUAAUAUGUAAGAGAGAAGGGGAGGUAAAUACGGAUCAAAGUUACAAAAGGUAAUUAUUAUUUUCGGUUCUCAAGUGAGUACGUAGCCCUAGCGGUACAAACUACCUUUUGAAUCCGAAAUAGGCUAUAUUAUGAAGAAGUAUAAAAUACGAUGCAGCACGAUAUAUUCAAGGCUCUCAGUGAAUCAUGGAGGAAUCGAUUAAGGCUCUUUUGAGAAAAUAAUAAUAAUAAUAAUAAUAAUAAUAAACUUGUUGAGACGUAUUGGUUUCGUGAUAAUCAAGCUGACAAUUGUGUCAAUCAAACGAUCAGUACGCUUCUAAAAAAAGAGCGCUGAAGCGGUGUACUGUUGCUAUAGCAACUUCGCGAACAUUUAGCGCGUAAUGAUUAACGCGUAAUCUUACUUUUGUGAAUGGUGUAACGUGCGUUACAGACUCAUGUAACCUAACCUUUUUUAUUUAUUUAUUUGUUCCACUUUUACAUAGAUUACCUAAAAUUAGCAGAGACCCCGUUCAACACUGAUUAUCUAUUCAUGCUUCCCAUAUAGGAUAUUAUUACUAAAGAAUUACGAAUUUCAGGCGUUUUUCAUAUUCAGCAACAUCAACAGGUCCAAACUCCGGGUAUCAAUCUUGAAUCUUGCAGCCGUUAUACCGUUACCGCGCUGUAAAGUUAUUUGUGGUUUUGAUUAACGAAGGAUCCGAGAUGAUGAACGGAGCGUAGCUACGUGAGGAGGACUAUAACGCGCACUGGUACUCCUACGCGCCUCUGAUCGUUCAUUCAGCACCACAGCAACCGAACAGCGACCGCGGCGAGCACGCCGACAACGGAGACGGGAACGGUUUAUUUUUAAAGCGCACGGCAGUCGUUGUCAAAGCGCAUCGUCGCGGUUUACGCGCUCUCAUCCGGACGCCUCGCGUGUUAACACGCGGACGCCUGACUACCGAAGGAAUACGCGCUAUAACGGAACGUCAAACGCGAUUUGAUCGAGAGCAACGUUCCGCUUAGUAACAUACUUUUUUUUUUUCCUCGAGGCUCCUCUUCUGUCGCAAAUCAUGAAAUACUUUGAAACUGUUCGUUGUUCCGAAAGCGCGAACAUACAUCGAGAAAAACAGAAUAGCGACCACCUCUUGUCGAGGCGAGCGGUCCGCCACACCUGACUUGUUUUUCUGCCUCCGGUUGUGACAUGAAAACUCGGACCAGAAAGAAACGGAUGAAAGGGCGAAGAGCUGCAAAAGGCCAUGCGGAUUUGAAAGGGAACAUAUCAGAUUGAAGUGGGAGCCCGGAACAAUCCACAAGUCCGAACCGCGACUGACAAUCACAGGCAUGGGGACACCAAAGAUCAGGAGACGGUCGGAGGUCUCGCAACCUGUUGUUGAUCCCGAGUAGACAGAUUAUUAUAUGCUAUUAUAUCUAAACGGCAAUGACUUUGGGGGGAAAACACGUGCUUUUGACUGAUUUUUGUCUCGUUUCUUGAUUUGUGUUUCUUAAUUAUUAAUUUGUGGAGCGACUACAUUGGACGCCUGGACUAGAUCGAGUUGUUUUUUCGGGAAUAUAAAAGUAUAUUUAUAUUAGGAAAUAAAACACCAUUCAUGGUUGGUUGGUUACCCUGAUUCUGACCCUCUCCAGCCAUGGGUUGCCUUCAGAGCGUCGCCUGCAAACCCCGAAUUAAACGCGAGAACAUCGUUGUUUAUGAUGUGUCCGCUACUAUUGACCAGUGCCCCACAGUGAUCGAGGAGAAUUCACCCAUAGUGCUCCGCUACAAAACUCCGUACUUCAAGGCCUCCGCUCGGAUAGUAAUGCCGCCGAUCCCUCGAAAUGAGGCUUGGAUGGUGGGUUGGAUUCAAGCAUGCACUCAAAUGGAAUUCUACAACACCUAUGGAGACCUCGGCAUGUCAAGCUGGGAGCUGCCAGAGUUACGAGAAGGACUGGUGAAGGCCAUCAGUGAUUCAGACGGCGUGAGUUACCCGUGGUACGGAAACACGACUGAAACUGUGACUCUCUCCGGCCCCACGUCCAAACCUUCACGAUUUACUGUCAGCAUGAACGAUAACUUCUACCCCAGCGUUACAUGGGCCGUACCGGUGAGCGAGAGCAAUGUGCCUUUGCUCACGCGGAUCAAACGCGACCAGAGCUUUACCACAUGGCUGGUAGCUUUGAAUAUGGCCACACAGGAGAAGAUCCUCCUGCAGACUGUGAAGUGGAGAAUGAAAGUGGACAUCGCUGUGGACCCCUCUAAGCCAUUGGGCUCUAGAGCAAGACUCACUGGCCGGAUGCACCAGGACCAGCCCAAGGUGUUGACCCAUAUGGAGCUGAUCCCUCCUAACGCUAUGGGUAAACCCAAUGCUAAUGACGCACAAGUGCUCAUGUGGAGACCUAAGCGAGGUCCACCAUUAGUGGUGAUUCCCUCCAAGUAGCAGGUUGUGGCAAAACCUGAAGGUUUUUAAUCAAAAUCUGCCUUAAAUCCACACUGCUGCCUUUAAAGAGAUACUUGGUUCUUAAACAGCCUUGGAGACACUUAAAGGGGCAGUUCAUAAAAAAAAAAAAAAAAAAAAAUCUUAAUUCUAUAUUUUUUUACUCACCCUCAUGUCACUCCAAACUUGUAUGACGUUUAUUUAUUUUGUAGAACACACACAAAUAUAUUUUAAACAAUGUUUCUGUCCAUCCAAUGACACAAGAUAAAGGACCCUAGUCAGACAGGUUUAAGAAAAAUUAUAGUUUGGUUGAACUGUCCCUUUAAUUUGAAAUUGACAUUUGCCUUAAAUCCUUAGACUCAAGUUCAGGAGAAGAAACCAUACAUCUGCUCUACAAAAAGGGAUACUGCACCAAAAACCAUAAAAAUUCUGUCAUAGUUUACUCACCUUUCCAUCAUUCGAAACUAUUAUACUACUAUAUAUAUAUAUAUAUAUGUCAGUGGGUUCCAAUGUUUUUUGGUUCCCAGUAUUCUUCAAAAUGUUCUUAUGCAGUAAACAAAAUGACAAUUCUUUAUGGGUGGAGUAUUCCUAAAAGGCUAUUCAGCUAUUCAGAUUACUUAGCUCCAACAUUUUCUCUUUCAAGUUCUCUGUAAGUGUAAAAUGCCUGGGCUACACAGAAGCCAGUCUUGCUUAACAUCUUAAUUAUAGAUGAAUCUAUGUGGCAAAACAAAAGAAGCAGUUGUGCAUGAAUGUACGACUUCAGAAGGUCUACAGCCAAAUUCAGCACUGCCUUUCAGUUCAACCAGUUUUACUGCAAGUAAAUUUUGAAGGCAGAAGAAAGCUUUAACCAUCAGAUAUGUUUGCUACUUAGCACUGCAUAAUGUAAGUAAGAAGAGAUGUAAGACUUCUUAAUUCCACUGAGCAUAACCUGGACCGCGAAUAACGCUGCAGUAGAAAUGAGGGAUCUUCAGCCGCUUAAGUUUCUCUGCUCUACGCUUAAGAAUGUCUGGAGCUGUCUACUAAUUCACUCUUCUGCUCACCUGGGAGCGAGGGAAUCGAGGGAGGGGAAGAAAGAGAUUUGAACAGUGCUGCAAACGCCAACUCCCACCGCUACUCAUUAGAGAGGUGAAAACCAUCCGGACCUUCCUACUGAGAUAACAAACACACAUCCAGACACAAAAGCACAACAAACACUCAACUGCCUUCUUUGAAGCACCCUCCUCUAGAGAGUCCUGCGCCUGCACAAAUUACAGUGGAGCGACUGUUUGAUUAACAAAAAUGGAUCCAAUCAGAUUGUUUGAAAGCAUUAAAACCUCUGGAUUUGAAUUCACAAUGCCAUGUGGGAUUUGCAGACUUCAAAAACGACCCAAUGCUUGUCUACAGAGGUCACUGUAGAGUUUAUUGAUUUUGAGGUUCACAGUGUGUUCUGAAGGACUGGGGCAGCUAGAGUUGUCCUGACUGUAAAAUCGAUUUGCCUUUUUAAUUAAUUACCUUUUUCAAACUGUGACUGCAUGCAUUGUUUUUACACCUUUUGAAAAAAAACAACAACCCUUUUUUUUCAGUUUUGUGCUG
Puntigrus tetrazona (Sumatra barb) is the source of this 6236-nucleotide messenger RNA. RefSeq names its product family with sequence similarity 78 member Bb (gene fam78bb). The transcript has 2 exons. The record is from RefSeq and is a predicted model, not a curated record. NCBI's taxonomy places the organism in Eukaryota, Metazoa, Chordata, Actinopteri, Cypriniformes, Cyprinidae. The coding region runs from base 3882 to 4667 and encodes 261 amino acids.